Molecule: messenger RNA, 1251 nt
Organism: Opisthocomus hoazin
Lineage: Eukaryota; Metazoa; Chordata; Aves; Opisthocomiformes; Opisthocomidae
Source: RefSeq, a predicted model, not a curated record
GAGGCUGAUGCAGAAGAAGGACCAGCUGUUCAUCCUGUUAAGAUGUCUUGUAGUCCGUCGUUGAUAGAACCAGCAUGUUCCAACUCUGAGAUACAGGGAACUGCAAAAAUGAGAAAAAGUGAUGCUACUUCCAGACAUCUGGUUCCUCCUGAUGAUGAUAAUGAAAGUGAACAGUCAAAAUCUAUUCAAAGAAAGAGAGUGCUUCCAUCUUGGAUGCUGGAAAGAGACCUGCUGGUUCAGAGGAUUUCUGAGCCUGUAAUUAAAGAAGGUAGUAGAAUGAAAAAAGGCCAAGAAAGGGAUGAAAGUAAUGUGGAGUCAUUAAAAUCAGAAGUAAAUGUGCAGCAGAAAAAAAGAUUAGCUUCUGAAGAAACGAUAGAGGAUUUUGAAGGUGAAGAACAAGAUCAAGGGAAAAGGAGCUGUCUUUCCAUCCCUGUCCUUUCAUCUCAGAAUACAUCUGGAUUUCCCCUUGAGAGUACCAUGAGAAGCAUGGAAGGAAGUGGCAAGACUGGAACAAAAACCCCUGGAAGUUCUCUGGAAAAAAAUGGUAGGCAGCUGCAUAGUAAGUGGUCUAAAAGAAUAGGUCACAUCUCCAAUAAAACAAAUGUAAUUGAGGAAACAGAAAACAAAGAGCAGAUUACUGGUUCUACAAGCCAACAAGCUCACUGGGGCAGGACUUCCCAAUAUUUUGGUGCCCAGGAAGGGAUUCUUGAGCCUGAUGCAAAUCUGGAUUACGAGACUGAGAUUUCUGAUUCAACCAGAAGUGCAGAUGCUUCAGAAAGCUCCAAACAGAUCAAGCGUAAGAGGACACCUUGCAUGUAUGGAACAGGCUGUUACAGGAAGAAUCCCAUUCACUUUCAGCAGUUCAGUCACCCUAAUGACGAUGACUAUCACGAAACGGAGAUCGUAACUCGGGAUAACAAUGAUAACCGGCCUGAAUGUCCAUAUGGAACGGCUUGUUAUAGGAAGAAUCCACAGCACAAGCUAGAAUACAAGCACAGUGCACCUCCAGUAACUGAAAGAGGAACUCGACAACGAACUUCAAAAAAUGGAAAAAGGGCUGAGGAGAAAGACGGCGACAAUGGUGAACCAAAUGAAUAUGACCCUAAUGACAGCUUUAUAGAUGAUGAGGAAGAGGAGUGCGAACCUACUGAUGAAGACUCUGACUGGGAACCAAGUUCAGAGGAGAAAGAUAACGAAGAUGUUGAAACGCUUUUGCAAGAAGCACGUAGAUUUGUUAAGACCAAAAAGUAG